GUGCCGGCGCCCCAGGCCCAGCUCACCUCCGCCCUGGCCAAGCUGCGCCAGACCUUUGUGGUGGCUGAUGCCACGCACCCCGACUGCCCGCUGAUCUACGCCAGCGAGGGCUUCUACCACAUGACUGGCUACAGCCAGGAGGAGCUGGUGGGCAAGAACUGGUACAGCUUCCUGCAGGGCCCCGACACCGACCCCCAGGCCGUGCGGCAGCUGGACGAGGCGGUGGAGGCGGGGCGGCCCCUCACGCUGCGCCUGCUGUGCUACCGCAAGAGCGGCAAGGCGUUCUGGAACAUGCUGACCAUGACCCCCAUCCACGAUGAUGAGGGCAAUGUGGUGAAGAUUGUGGGUGUGCAGGUGGAUGUGAGCCGCACCACCGAGGGCCGCGCCGUGCAGUGCUGCGCCCAGGGGCUGCCGCUGCUGGUGCACUACGACGAGCGGCUCAAGGAGCGGGUGGCGUGGCCGGCCACCGAGGAGGUGAUGGCGGCGGUGUCGCCGCGCGCGUCGCGCCUGUCGCGCGCCUCCCACCACGGCCCCCGCAGCUUCUCGCUGAGCAUGGGCGGCGCCGGGGGGGAGGAGGAGGCGUGCCCGCACCGCGCGGCGCUGGACCUGGCCACCACCAUCGAGCGCAUCCAGACGAACUUUGUCAUCUCCGACCCCUCCCUGCCCGACUGCCCCAUCGUCUUUGCCUCCGACUCCUUCCUCCAGCUGACAGGAUACGCGCGGGAGGACAUACUGGGGCGCAACUGCCGCUUCCUGCAAGGCCCCGGCACCGACCGCGCGACCGUCAACGAGCUCAGGGCUGCGAUCCUGGCGGGGCGGGAGUGCACCGUGCGCAUGCUCAACUACACCAAGGCGGGGAAGCCCUUCUGGAACCUGCUGACCGUGGCGCCCAUUCGCGACGGGCUGGGUGUGCUGCGCUUCAUAGUCGGCAUACAGGUGGAUGUGACCGAGCAGCCUCAGCCCGAGGGAGCGGCGGCGCUGGGCGGCGCCGCCCCCAGGGGCCUGCGGGACGCCAAGGCUGUGGGGCGCGCGCUGCAGAGCAUGGGGUACGAGGGCGGCGGCGGCGGCGGCGAGGACGACCUGUGGGCCGGCUUUGGCGGCCAGGUGGCGCCGGUGAAGCCGCACAAGGCGGCCGACGGCGCCUGGGCGGCGCUGCGGGCGGCAGCGCAGGCCGAGGGCCGGCUGACGGAGCAGCACUUCACGCGCGUGCGCCAGCUGGGGGCCGGUAACGUCGGCAAGGUGGAGCUGGUGGAGCUGGCGGGAAGCUGCCAUCGCUUUGCGCUGAAGAGCUUGGACAAGCGGGAGAUGGUGGAGAGAAACAAGGUGGGGCGCGUGCACACCGAGCGACGGGUGCUGUCGGCGCUGGACCACCCCUUCCUGGUCACCCUGUACGCAACCAUGAUGGAGACAGAUACCGCGGUACAGUUCCUGCUGGAGUACUGCCCCGGCUCAGACCUGCACGCGGUGCUGCACCGGGCGCCAUACCGCCGCCUGCCCGAGGCUGCGGUACGGCGGUACGCCACGGAAGUCGUCUCCGCCCUGCAGUACCUCCACCUCCAGGGCUUUGCCUACAGGGACCUCAAUCCCGAGAACAUCAUGGUGCAUGAGGAGAGCGGCCACUGCAUGCUCACAGAUUUCAAUCUGUCCUACUGGCAGGCCGGCGUGGAGCCCGAGCUGGUCCUGCCCCCGCCCCCCCCGCCCCCUCGGCAGCAGCGCGCCGCCGGCGGCGGCGCGCCCGCGGCGGCGGCCAUGGCGACGGCGUCCAGCCUGGGGGGCGCGCCCUCGGGUUCGCCCCGCGCAGGCGGCUGGCUGCUGGCGGCGGCGCCUAGCGGCGGCCGCGCCAACUCCUUUGUGGGGACGGAGGAGUAUCUGGCGCCAGAGGUGGUCAAGGGCACAGGCCACGACAGCGGUGUGGACUGGUGGUCCUUUGGCAUCCUGCUCUUCGAGCUGCUCUUUGGCUACACGCCCUUCAAGGGCCUGCGGCGGGACGAGACCUUUGACAACAUCGUCAAGAUGGAGCUGGCGUUCCCCAAGGGCGGUGCCCACGUGUCGCCGCAGGCCAAGGACCUCAUCACCCGCCUGCUGGCCAAGGACCCGCGGCAGCGCCUGGGGGCUCACGCAGGGGCCGACGAGGUGAAGCAGCACCCCUGGUUUGAUGGCGUGAACUGGGCGCUGGGGCGGGCAGACCAG
Molecule: messenger RNA, 2190 nt
Organism: Chlorella variabilis
Lineage: Eukaryota; Viridiplantae; Chlorophyta; Trebouxiophyceae; Chlorellales; Chlorellaceae
Exons: 17
Biological process (GO): protein phosphorylation
Cellular component (GO): cytoplasm; plasma membrane; nucleus
Molecular function (GO): protein serine/threonine kinase activity; ATP binding
Source: RefSeq, a predicted model, not a curated record